Molecule: messenger RNA, 1602 nt
Organism: Rotaria sp. Silwood2
Lineage: Eukaryota; Metazoa; Rotifera; Eurotatoria; Philodinida; Philodinidae
Source: the annotation of a GenBank genome assembly
AUGCAUCGUCAUAAGCAACAUAACGCUUAUAGAAAUAAUUUUUUUCUAAUUCCAUCAAGUUCAAUAUCUUCACGAAUUACUCAUAAUCAAUCUUCUGGUUUUCGUUUGCGUACUCAACAAAGUCCUUAUUCAAAUGCAACACCUAUUCCUACAUAUUCUACACCACGUGUUCAACAUCAAUAUCAACCAUCAACAACAGUUUCUAAAUUAGUUAAACCAAUACUAACAUUUGACAAUCAAAAAUCUUCUAAAUAUCAUCGAUCUCCUAUAACUUCUCUUCCAUUAAUAUAUAAACCACCAAAUUCAAGUCGACAAUCAUCAAUUAAUGAUGAUCGUCUUGCUACAGCUAGUAUUAUGCGUGAACAUUUAUUAAAAAACAUUCAACGAAAUAUCAGUGAGAUUGAUCAAGAAUUAUCUACAUUAAAAAAACGUCCUUCAAUUUCAAAUUAUGUUUCACCACGUCUUCCAUCUAUAGUAGAUGAACGGUCAACAUCUUCUCAAAAAAAUAGUCCUUUAUCUAAUGAUGAGAAACAAAUUUGGCCAAAUAAACCUAAACGAGUUUAUCAAGUUGUUCCACGUAUAACAAGUGAAACAAAAAAAACAUCACAACAAUCAACACCAAAGUUAACUGAAAAAAUGACUUUUAAUUCAGUCAUUGGUCAAUAUCAUUAUGCACCAGAAACACAAGAAAUUCAAAUUCUUGAAAAUGAUCCUGAAAAUUCUGAUCUUAAAUCAACGUUUGAUGAAAUAUCUCGAUUCAAUUUUCAUGAAACAUUUUCUCUCAAUCGAUUUCGUCGUCAACAAUCUGGUUUACCACAAAACCGAGCAUUGAUUUUAGUUCCACAAUAUGUUGAUAAUUAUAACAUUGGAAUUAAUGAGUCAACAGAAGAGUUUCAUCAAAAAAAUCCAAUUGAUACAAAUUUUGCUCGAUCAUCAUCUGUUAAAUCUCUUCAAGAUUUAACAUCAUCUAGUAAACUAAGAAUUCAAGAUUUUCAAUCACUUAUUCAAACUGCACCUCAGCCUAAAAUUCAAAUAUCAUCUGAAAAUGUUCUCGACUCUCAUGAAUCAUCUAAUAAAGAAGAAGUAAAUUUAAAUAAUACAAUACUUUCUAAACCUAUUAAACAUUCUCGUCUAUCAACAAAAACUCAAGAAACACUAUCUUCGUCUUCAGUACCAAUGAGAGAUUCAGAAAAUUAUACUGGUAUUAACAUGAAUUAUUUUUUCGGUGAUGCUAGAAACGAGUGUGAAGGCGAAGAAGAUCUUAUAUCGAUUGAUCCUUAUAAUUUUGCUCUACCAAUUGAAUCAGAAUUUAUUGCUGAUGACAAUAGAUGUAAUACUUUUAUCAAACAAUCUCAAGCAUCCUUAUUAAAUCCUCAUGUAUUAAGACAACAACAAACCAUUGAAAAUAAUACUCAGUAUGUCAAAGAAACAGAAAAGAAAGAAAUCGACGAAACGACGAAGCACAUUGUUACUCCGAUGUCUACAUCAUCAUCAUCAAAGAAAAUCCUUCCAAUUUCAAUUUUUGACGACACAAAAACUCAGUCUGCUAGAAAUAACAAUAAUAGUAACGAAGAUCACGAUAAGCAUAAACAAGAUUUUUAA